Messenger RNA from Pyricularia grisea, 2927 nucleotides. RefSeq lists its product as uncharacterized. Gene Ontology annotation, cellular component: cytosol. The record is from RefSeq and is a predicted model, not a curated record. Gene Ontology annotation, molecular function: S-methyl-5-thioadenosine phosphorylase activity. The transcript is spliced from 3 exons. Bases 148 to 1107 code for a protein of 319 amino acids. Lineage: Eukaryota; Fungi; Ascomycota; Sordariomycetes; Magnaporthales; Pyriculariaceae. Gene Ontology annotation, biological process: nucleoside metabolic process.
CUUGACAAAUCAAGCUCUUUAAAAAUUGCGUUAUAAGAAAAACAAAACCCCCCAGAGGCCGUCGCAUUAAAGAAUCAGAUCCUGACUUGAAAGCAAACAAGACUCACACUCUUGCUCUUAUUACUUGAGGAAUCUAAAUCUCGCAAAAUGUCUGAAUCUAUUGAGCAGGUGCUCGCCAAGCUCCCGAGCGAGUACACCAAAAGACCCGUCCGCAUCGCCGUAAUUGGCGGCACGGGUCUCAGCAAGCUCGAGGGCUUCACCCCGGUGGCGGCGCUCCGCGUGAGCACGCCGUGGGGCGAGCCGUCGUCGCCGAUCCAGAUCCUGGAGCACGGCGACAUCGCCGUGGCGUUCCUGUCGCGCCACGGCCUGCACCACCAGCUCGCGCCGCACGAAGUGCCCAGCCGCGCCAACAUGGCCGCCCUGCGCCGCGUCGGCGUCCGCUGCGUCGUCGCCUUCACGGCCGUCGGCAGCCUGCAGGAGCACAUCAAGCCCAUGGACUUUGUGCUGCCCGACCAGGCCAUCGACCGCACAAAGGGCGUGCGUCCUUUUACCUUUUUCGACGGCGGCCUUGUCGGCCACGUCGGCUUCGCCGAUCCCUUUGACGAAAAGGUCGCCGCCGUCAUCAAGACCUGCGCCGAUGCCAUGUCGGGCGACGGCGUCGUGCUCCACGACAAGGGCACCGUCGUGGUCAUGGAGGGACCUCAGUUCUCGACCCGUGCCGAGUCGCACAUGUACCGAUCAUGGGGCGGCUCCGUCAUCAACAUGUCGACCCUUCCCGAAGCCAAGCUCGCCCGCGAGGCUGAGCUCGCCUACCAGCCCAUCUGCAUGGCCACCGACUAUGACUGCUGGCACUCGAGCGACGAUGUCGACGUCGCCAUGGUCCUGGGCUUCAUGGCUGCCAACGGCGCCAACGCGAGGCGCCUCGUGGCCGCCGUCCUCGACCGCCUGGCCGAGGCCCAAAACGCCGACGUCGUCAACGCAAAGCACCUCGAGGGCGCCUCGGUCGGCGCCGUCAAGUUUAUGACCAAGCCCGAGGGCCGCAGCAAACAGGCCCUUGAGAACUUUGAGUUUCUCUUUCCCGGCUCCGCCUCUGUCCUGAAUAGCUAGAAGGAGCCCGGUGUAUAUGAGGAAUUGGAACAUCAAAUGUUGCAUAAAGUAUACAGGAGCAACAUCUUGCUAGACGGCAGAGUGUCUACGUCCCAGCUGCUGCAGAAGAAUAAAAAGAAACAAGUAUAUACGAAGGAUUUUCAGCUUGGACGAUAGGAUAUCCUUGCUAUUCUAACAUGCCUUCUUUACCGCGUCCCUUGCCGCGUCAUCCCUCAUAAAGCCUCGUCACAUAAGUUGGUACAAAACUUGCACACCUUUCUCGGCAGCAGCCACAUGCCAUGGCCUGAUAUCUGUAUCGCGAUCAACCAUGCCCCUGGCUCGGGCUAAAGACCCAAGACCCCUGAAAUAUGUCAGCAUUUCCCGGAGUAACGCUUCGUACAUGCGCGGGUUGCCCUCGGUGUACAUGACAUUGACCUCCAUCACAACCGGCGGGUCCUCCACCCGCGUACCUCCACGCUUGACCAGGUAGCCGCUGACCAACGUAGGAUUCAGUUCCACAACAGAAGCCGCGUUAUUGAGCCUGUGCGACAGCACAGCUCCCCAUGUGGUAUCAGUGAUGUCAAGAAGUAUGGUGUCAGGAUCCGACUCGGCCGGUGUGGUCUCAGCGCCCGGGGUCGUCGGGACAGCUGUCCCGCCAGUAGCCCCCAUAGGUGUUGCGGGAGUGUUGCCGUCUGGAGACAUCACCGAAGCUUGCGGUGUUGAGGCCGGGGUGGUGUAGAAUGCAGUAGGAGCAGACAAUGGUAUCUUGACUAAAGGCGGAAUAAGGUGCAAUGAUGGGUCAGUGUCUACCGCCAAUAAGGUGAGACUGGUCGUAGGUUCCUUUGUUUCACCCUGCUGGAGACUAGUCCAGACCUCGAUUUCAUGUGGCUCCAUGGGACCACACUUGGAAAUGAUGAUCUGCCAGUGAACCUUCCAAGCCGAGAUAACGUCUUGGGUGGUUUCCCAGAUCUCCUGCGCCACCUUUGCGAAAGAGGUCGUCAGCGGCCUUUCCCUUCUUCCCAGGCAGUAUGAAGCAGUCAUCUGCUUGAGGCCGCGGUUAUCAGUCCAUGCUGCCGUGAUCCAACGCUCGUCGACGCUCUGCGCAUAAGCAACAUGCAUGCAUGAGUUUUCGUGCAGAACGUUCGUGGAAGACGUUCCAAUCAGCUUGAAAUCGAUCAUCCUUGGUAGCGAUUGCUCCAGAAUGACAGCCGGCAUAGGCAUUGAACCAUCGCACACGGUGCAACGGUCGUAUGUCUCCAGAGAAAGCCUAACAUACUCUGAAGGUGCCGGUAUGGCCAGAGAUGAGGGCGCUGCUACAAUGUCGAGCGGUAUGAGCUGCAUUACGAGCUCGUUGGUAACAGACAAACGUUUUUCUGUCAAUAUUCUCUUGAACAACUCGUAAAGACGUUGAAAUGCUGCACAGCAGUCAACGAUCGAAGCAGGGUUUGCCGGGUUGUAGAUGAAAUAUACAACAAAGUUCUUGCGAUCGACUGCCGCAGCUGCGAGAGCCUGGCUCAAUUUCCCCAUCUGAUCGGCCACUGGUGUGCUUUGUGGUGGCAUGAGUGACCCUGGAGACUCAACUACGGAUACAGAGCUGCCCUCAGCUUCGUAAGACAGCAGUCCUUCCGAGAUGCUGCUGCUCGAAGGCAGCCGCUCAAAACUUCCAAGCUUGAGAGAUUCAUAAACAUUUCGCAUGCGGUUCAAGAAAGUGUCCACGUGAUCCGACAUACCACCCUUUUCUGGGAAAACACAGACCGCGUGGACAUCUUUCGGUCCCUGCGACGGUCCAAGCCCAAGACUUUCCCAAAAGUCCAUGCAAGAAGGAAGCAAGGAAAGACGGG